This is a messenger RNA of Saccharomyces paradoxus, 2526 nucleotides long. RefSeq names its product Src1p (gene SRC1). The record is from RefSeq and is a predicted model, not a curated record. NCBI's taxonomy places the organism in Eukaryota, Fungi, Ascomycota, Saccharomycetes, Saccharomycetales, Saccharomycetaceae. Gene Ontology annotation, cellular component: nuclear inner membrane. Bases 1 to 2526 code for a protein of 841 amino acids. The transcript has 2 exons. Gene Ontology annotation, molecular function: chromatin binding.
AUGAACAGUGACUUAGAGUAUUUGGAGGACGGAUUCGAUCCGAAUUCAAUGAAAGUUGCGACUUUGCGGAGGAUAUUGGUGGAGAAUAAUGUCGAUUUCCCAUCUAAUGCUAGAAAAAACGCACUAGUGGGGUUGUUCGAUGAAAAGGUUAAACCGCAGAUUCCGCAGUUACGGAAAAUGUAUUUGAACGUCAAGCCCAGCGACGAAGGUAUCGUGAGAAUGGACCGUCCUUCAUCUUCCCCAUCUGUAGCUUCCCCUCGUGGGAAUAGACGAGCUCGCAGAGGGAAAUCUGCUUCUCCCCUGGCCAAACAGUUCAAGAAAAAUAGAAUACUGGACGAUGUAAGUAAUGAUGAUGAUGAGAGAGACGAUCCUUUAAUCAUACGUAGUGGAACGGAGGGCGAGGAGGACGAUGAUCAGGACGAUGCAAUGACAUCAGGCUCCAACAAAUCAGACACCAACGAUUUCCAGCAGAAUUCUGAUGCUCGUAAGAAAAGGAAAGGCCCGGAUUCCGACGAUGGCCCCGAAUCUAAUUCAAAGGAAAAUAAAGUUGAUAAUAUCACCAAUGAACAUUUCAAUAUCUCAUCUUCAGAUUCAGAAAUUGAACAAGAUUAUCAGAAAGCAAAGAAACGUAAGACAGGUAGUUUGAAUCAAGAACAUGGAAACGGCUCCGCCAUUUUGGGGAAACUUUCUGUCAAGACACCAAUAAAGAACACAAAUAAGAAGCCAGUAAACAUGGAUCAUUUUAACGAUUCGAUGACUUCUAGUGGUACGGAAAAUGAUCUGUUUGUACCGAACAUACGGCACAAUCCAAAAGAGCUUGGAACCGACAAUGGAACAAGGCAUAGCACACCGCUGGGUAAGUUAAAAGUUUCAGCCUCAUUUGCAGAUAAAUUGCCUCAAAAGGAGGAACCAACUACAAUAUUGGUUCCGGAAGUAGAGCAGCAAGAACCUUUUCAGAGUGAGAAAGCUCCCUCUUUGUUUUCAUCCGAAGACUCAGGCUCAGAAUCGGAAGCGUCCUUGCUUCCAGAGAUUACCACACCAGGCCCUGACGAAAGUGUGGGAAGCACCAGCCAAAAUGUGGUCGAAAUUUUAGAAACUGAUGGUAGCAACUCGGAAUCGGAAUCGGAUGAAGUUCUAGUGCCUACAAGGAUCGAAACUCCUCAAUUACCCACAACAAAAGACGUUGAAAAGUGUGAAGCAAGAGUGCAAGAACUUCAGGAGGAAGUCAAUGAACAAUUGGAGGAUGAAAAUGAGAAUGAAUUUGAUACAAAGCAAGGGCAAGAAUCCGGAAAGAUCGAGAACAGUACGCCAAAGAGGCAUACAUUUAAAAAAAUCGUCAAAUUUCUGAGCAAAUCACUGUUAGCGCUAUUCCUAUUCUGUAUGUUCAUAGUCGUUCCUCUUUUAUUUGGCCUUUGGUACAGAGAACAAAGACUGCUAAUAGGCUACUGCGGUCAUGAAGUACCAUCCCAUCGAGUUAACGGGCAGUCCCCUGAGUUUGUCCAGAAAUUGGAUAAUUGGUUACAGGACUACAGACCAAAAUGUAUCCCUUGUCCACCCAAUGGUAUUUGCUAUCCUUAUUUGAAACUAAAAUGUAAACCAGAUUACAAGUUAGCUCCAUCUAGGCUUGACUUUUUGGAAAUCAUACCAGCACAAGGCAAAUGUAUUAAAGACGACAAAAAACAACAGUUAGUUUCUGAAGUGGUUGAAAAAUCUUUAGAGUUUCUGAGGGCGAAAAAUGCACAAAUUUCAUGUGGUGACGGGAAGGACGACAUCGAGAGUGGUAUGACAGAAGAUGCCCUCUACCAAAUAUUCAAUGAGGCUAGAGCUCCUUGGAUUCGCGAUGAUGAGUUUGAGGACCUAUGGAUCCAAGUUAUCAAAGAUUUAACUGAAGAACCAGAAAUAUUAUGGAGGCAACUAUCACCCAUUGACAACAACACUAGCAGAAGUUCCAACAACAUCAUUGAAACCAAUGACAUUCCGAGACAGAAGAGACAUAUUCCAGAAAAAUUCAUCUCCUCCAAGACGAGGAAUUUUCGGUCGACGUCCAAGAAAUACAUUGGAAUGAAGUGUCGAUUUGAGAGAGAAAUCUACCAAACGUACAAAAAAUUCCAAAGACCAAUCUGGUUAACACUUUUACUAAUCGUCAUCAGUAAAACGAUUGAAACCAAGUUGAAGAAUUAUUAUAGGAGGAAGGCCAGAAUUGAAGAGCUCGUCACUCAAACCAUGGAAAAAUUGAAAUCCCAAAAGAUCAAAUCCAUGUCAGAUCCGAAAGAAAACGCGUACUUGAGUAUAGUUCAAUUGCGUGACAUCUUUCUUUCUGAUAUUGUUGAUUUGAAGUACAAAAAUCACUUAUGGUCACAAGUGGUGAAGUAUUUAGAGCAUAAUAAUAGUAAUAUUAAAUCGAACCUGACUGAAAUUCGGGGCGAAAUAAUGAAGUGUUGGGAGUGGAUAGGACCAAUGGAACUCAAUGCACCUAACGAUUCGGCUGAAGAAAAAAUAUCAUCCAAAAAAGAAACCAAAUCAUAG